This is a messenger RNA of Debaryomyces fabryi, 435 nucleotides long. It is a transcript of the gene DQD1, whose product is annotated as Dqd1p. The coding region runs from base 1 to 435 and encodes 144 amino acids. Gene Ontology annotation, molecular function: 3-dehydroquinate dehydratase activity. The record is from RefSeq and is a predicted model, not a curated record. The transcript has a single exon. Gene Ontology annotation, biological process: quinate catabolic process. Lineage: Eukaryota; Fungi; Ascomycota; Pichiomycetes; Serinales; Debaryomycetaceae.
AUGGUCAAGAAAAUCUUAUUAAUCAACGGUCCAAAUUUGAACCUGUUGGGUACUAGAGAACCGGAAAAGUAUGGUACCACUACAUUAAAGGAUAUCGAGCAAGCAGCCAUUGACCAGGCCAAAGCAAAAGGUUCUGAAAUGGCCGUUUAUCAAAACAAUACUGAAGGAUUUAUCGUUGAUCGUAUCCAUGAAGCUAAGAAACAAGGCGUCGAAUUCAUUGUUAUAAAUGCAGGGGCUUAUACCCACACCUCUGUCGCAAUUAGAGAUGCUUUACUGGCUGUUGCGAUUCCAUUUAUUGAAGUACAUAUCACCAACGUGCAUAGUAGAGAGGAGUUCAGACACAAAUCGUUUUUAAGUGAUACAGCCACUGCAGUUAUUUGUGGAUUGGGAGUAUAUGGUUAUACUGCUGCUAUUGAGUUUGCUUUAAACAAAUGA